Messenger RNA from Drosophila ficusphila, 4207 nucleotides. It is a transcript of the gene Mctp, whose product is annotated as multiple C2 and transmembrane domain-containing protein. Gene Ontology annotation, cellular component: synaptic vesicle membrane. Gene Ontology annotation, biological process: regulation of neurotransmitter secretion. The coding region runs from base 214 to 3069 and encodes 951 amino acids. The transcript is spliced from 12 exons. Gene Ontology annotation, molecular function: calcium ion binding. The record is from RefSeq and is a predicted model, not a curated record. NCBI's taxonomy places the organism in Eukaryota, Metazoa, Arthropoda, Insecta, Diptera, Drosophilidae.
UGCAGUUCGCCAAGCUCCGCGUCGGAAAAUCAGCAAAAGAAAAACCAAGUCAUUGUUCUGCAAACAUCGAAUGGUUUUAACCCAGUUAAGGUUUAUUAAAUAGAACCAAGUAGCUCUUAUUGCUUAACAGUGCAAUUAACCUAAGCAAAGGCCAUCAAAAAGUGCUGUAAUCAAUUAUUUAUCUCAAUUUGAGUUGCGACUGUUGGCCAUGUCAUGCAACCGCUGCAUCUCAGGCACUCUUUCAAGUCCUCGAGCAACGCGAAGAAGCCACAAGCCGCCGCGUUGUGCCACAGAAUUAAUAAAAUAUUCCCAGUCACAGCACGCAUCCACUACGUUGACCAGGUGGAGCAGGAGGAGGCGGAUGAUCGUCAGCUGCAGCAGCAGCAGCAGCAACCCGGAAGCAGCUUCACCGUCAGCGGAUCCACUCCGCCGCUCCGGAUCUCGCCACAUGGCUCCCCGAAGUUGCAGCAAACCCAGCGCCUCGGAAAACAUCUCAGCAAAUCCGCCUCGGAGCUGAAUGGUCACGACUGCCACGGUGAAUCGCCGCACAUAUCACCCAAGCGGGCCAAAAGUGCCGUAGCCCAGCAGUUGGCAGGCGGUGGAUCGGGGGGCGUGGCCAGCGGAGUGGGCGUGCUGCAGAAGACCCACGGAUUCUUCAACAAUCUCCGACAUCGCUGGAGUCGCGCGAAGAGCAAAGAUCGCUUGGGUCGCAAGUCCCCGAGUGAUUUCCUCGAAGAGAGCACGGAUUAUGCGGCGGAUUACAGUUCGGAAAGUAGUUCCGUGACCCAGAGUCCUCGACAUCGCAGCACCACCAUCGGUGGUUCGCCGCUGGCCAAGGAAUUCCGAGCCACCGCCAAGAUGGCCCAGGUUAUCCAGCGAUUCGGCGGCUCCAUGGAGGGCAGGAUAGAUGAGCAUCCGGAGAACGGUUCCGCCGGCUGCAAUCCUCCAGAGUUGACCACCCAACAGCAAUUGGAAGCCCUGCAGGCCGACGAGCUGCGUCGCAAGCGCGAAGCCCAAUUACGUCAAUUCGUCUUCUUUCAGCUGCGCGUUCAUCUGAAAUCCGGCAGCGACCUGGUGGCCAUGGACAAGAAUGGACUGAGUGAUCCUUAUGUCAAGUUCAAGGUCGGCGGGCGACUCCUCCACAAAUCGCGCACCAUUCACCGCGACCUGAAUCCCGUUUGGGACGAGGUCUUCAUCGUGCCCAUCGAGGACCCCUUCCAGCCGAUUAUCGUCAAGGUUUUCGACUACGAUUGGGGACUGCAGGACGACUUUAUGGGCUCGGCCAAGCUGGACCUAACCCAGUUGGAAUUGGGCAAGGCCGAGGACAUCCACCUGCAGCUGUGCGACUCGUCAGGAAAUGGAGGAUGUGGCAUGGGCGAGAUACUCAUCAAUUUGACGCUUUGGCCGCGCAGUCAGGAGGACAAGGAAAUGCACUUUCAGCGCAACUCGAAGCUGGCCGAGUCAUCGAAGCGACUGAAGUCGCAGAUCUGGAGCUCCGUGGUCACCAUUCUGCUGGUUAAGGCCAAAGAUUUGCCGCUGGCCGAAGAUGGCAGCAAGCUCAAUGACACGCACUUUAAAUUCAGAUUGGGCAAUGAGAAGUACAAGAGCAAGUCUUCCUGGACGGAACGCUGGUUGGAGCAGUUCGAUCUGCACCUCUUCGAUGAAGAUCAAAACCUAGAGCUGGCUCUUUGGAAUCGAAAUACCCUGUAUGGCAAGGCCAUUAUCGAUCUGAGUGUUUUCCAACGAGAAAACACCCAUGGCAUUUGGAAACCUCUUGAAGAUUGUCCUGGUGAAGUCCACUUAAUGCUCACAAUAAGUGGAACCACAGCUUUGGAGACCAUCAGUGAUCUCAAAGCCUUCAAGGAGGAUCCUCGGGAGGUUCAGUUGCUGAAAGAUAGAUAUCGAUUCCUAAGAUGCCUUCAAAACUUGAGGGAUGUGGGUCACCUGACUGUGAAGGUUUUCGGAGCCACAGGAUUGGCAGCAGCGGAUAUUGGGGGAAAAUCGGAUCCUUUUUGCGUUUUGGAACUGGGAAAUGCGCGACUGCAAACACAAACGGAAUACAAGACACUCACUCCUAAUUGGAAUAAGAUUUUUACAUUCAACGUUAAAGACAUAACGCAGGUGCUUGAGAUCACCGUCUUCGAUGAGGAUCGCGAUCAUCGCGUCGAGUUCCUGGGCAAACUAGUCAUUCCCCUUCUGAGGAUCAAGAGUGGAGUCAAGAGAUGGUACACACUGAAGGACAAGAAUCUCUGUGUCCGAGCCAAAGGAAACUCACCGCAAAUUCAGCUGGAACUGACUGUAGUUUGGAGUGAAAUUCGAGCCGUUUGUCGAGCUCUCCAGCCGAAGGAGGAGAAACUCAUCCAGCAGGAGGCCAAAUUUAAGAGACAACUCUUCCUCCGAAAUGUGAACAGACUCAAGGAAAUUAUCAUGGAUAUCCUGGAUGCCGCGCGAUAUGUUCAGAGCUGCUUUGAAUGGGAAUCACCAGUGCGUUCCAGCAUAGCUUUCGUCUUGUGGAUUUUGGCCUGUGUUUACGGCGAUCUAGAUACAGUACCACUAGUAUUACUACUCAUCAUACUAAAAAACUGGCUCAUUCGCCUUAUAACAGGCACCACAGAUGCCGCUGCCCACUACGAUUAUGAGUACGAUGAAGAUGACGAUGAUGACAAGGAAAAGGAGGAGAAGAAGUCCAUCAAGGAAAGGUUACAGGCCAUCCAAGAAGUCUCCCAAACCGUUCAGAAUACCAUAGGUUAUCUGGCUUCUUUAGGCGAAAGCACUAUUAACACAUUCAAUUUUUCCGUCCCCGAAUUAACCUGGCUAGCUGUGGUUCUACUUUUGGGUGCCAUUCUGGUCCUGCAUUUUGUUCCACUCCGCUGGCUGCUCCUCUUUUGGGGCCUGAUGAAGUUCUCCAGGCGAUUGCUGAGACCCAACACCAUUCCCAACAACGAGCUAUUGGACUUCCUCUCACGAGUGCCAGAUAACGAGGAGAUUAAUCAAUACCGAGAGCUACCACCAUCAGCGGCCACCGAUCAAUCGCGCAACAACCCGAAGAAGAAGCUGAAAGGAUCAUAGUCUAUAACCAGCGCUGAUGCGGCAAUGGCGACCCUUUCGCCGCUGCAGUCCAGCGCAUCCGGAGGAGGAGGUGGAGGAGCAGGAGCAGGAGAAAGAGGAGGAGGAAGGCAGCAACAGCUGAUGCAGCGCUUCCGGGUGAACACCAGCCAGCUGAAGCAGAAGUUUGGCCAGGCCAAGAGCCUCAGUCUGAGCCAUAGCGAAUUCAAUUAGACACCAAAGUUAGUUAGCUAUACUAGUUAAGAAUUGGGAGCAAGGAGGCGGCGCCCAGUCAACCAGUUCCACCCAUAGACGGCAACAUCAAUUCAACUUGACUCAAUUAUGCAGCACAAAGUUUGCUUAACUUAUUUUCCUAGAACUAUAUAUAUAUACACACACAUACACACGGAAAAAAAGGAUAUGGAUGUACAUGUAAAACGCAAAACUUUAACUAUUUACACGAACCGUUUCUGUACAUACACAAAAAAAAAAAUGAAAAGAUAGUGGAUAUUAGGGCUAUAUUGAAACAUUGCAUGUACCUAAGGUAACCUCUCUCAAAGAUCUACUCGAAUAAUUACCGAAAACUCAAAUUGCUAACUACCAGAUUCCUUUUGCGCGAAUCCAAAUGCGAUUAAUUAUUUAUUGUGUAUUUCAAUUUGUGAUAUUUUCAAAGAACUUUGCAACUAGGCUUACUACUUAUGUGACUUAACCCACGGAAGCUCCGUACCGCACCGAAGUUUCCCCAUUAACUCCAUUUACAACUUACCACUCGAUUGCACUCGACUCGUUUAAGGACGCUUCUUCGUAAUAUACCUUUACAUAUACUAUAUACCUAAAUAGGCCUAAUCCUAACCAAAUUUAUUGUAAUUAUUUCAUUCGAAAAAGGAUUGUUCAAAACGUUUUCUAAAAUUUAUAUAUUUAUUAACUACGUCUAGGAUAAUCAGCUCGUAAAGGCCCCGGCCCAGCCAUACAAAUAUGAUAUAUAUUAAUUAAUUAAUGCCACUGUAACCCACUCCAAUUGAUCGAUUUGAUACAUUUUAGAUAGUUAAACUAUUUUAUACCCCACAGAAAGAGCAACAACAAAGUUUUUAUAUACAUACCAAACUCAAUUAAUUAAUUAGCACCUAAGUUAAGUUUGUUAUUUUUCAAUAUAUAUAUAUGA